Messenger RNA from Prunus armeniaca (apricot), 189 nucleotides. The record is from the annotation of a GenBank genome assembly. NCBI's taxonomy places the organism in Eukaryota, Viridiplantae, Streptophyta, Magnoliopsida, Rosales, Rosaceae.
AUGCAGAUCGAUGAGGAUCCUAGUUGGCAAGACCCCAUCAUUGACUACCUAGUGAAUGAAAACCUGCCCGCGGACAAGUCCGAGGCCAAAAAAAUCAAGCAGAAGGCUGCAAGAUACUACAUGAAAGGCGACACGCUUAUCCGCAGAUCAUACUCCGGGCCUUAUCUCACUUGCAUCAAGUACCCAUAA